Molecule: messenger RNA, 3227 nt
Organism: Pygocentrus nattereri (red-bellied piranha)
Lineage: Eukaryota; Metazoa; Chordata; Actinopteri; Characiformes; Serrasalmidae
Gene: nipal3
Product: NIPA like domain containing 3
Exons: 11
Coding region: 171-1340 (389 amino acids)
Biological process (GO): magnesium ion transport
Cellular component (GO): membrane
Molecular function (GO): magnesium ion transmembrane transporter activity
Source: RefSeq, a predicted model, not a curated record
ACGAAGGCGGAAGUGUUUGCGGAAGAUGGCGAGCAUCGCGAAGUGAAGAUAAACCGGAUAAACCGAGUGAAAUGAGCGGUUUAUAGAGUUAUUAAAGGGUUUUAAUGAAAUGAGGAUCUGACACCUGGAACUAUUUGCUCGGUUCAGCGGCUUCGGACUGUUCGGUAAAAAUGGAAGGAGUGAGUUUCACUCAGACUGACCGAGACCGAGAAUCCUCCUACACUGAGAACCUCAUCGGCACGUUGCUGGCUAUCUUUGGAAACUUGCUCAUCAGCAUCUCAGUGAGCAUACAGAAACGUAGCCAUGUGGUGCUGGCGGGCACUAAAGAUCCCCGGCACUUUUACCGAACAAAGACGUGGUGGAGUGGAUUCCUGCUGAUGCUGGUCGGCGAGGGGAUGCUGUUUGUGUCAUAUGCCUUUGCCCCCCUCUCUCUCAUAGCCCCUCUCAGCGCAGUCUCCGUUAUAGCUAGCUGCAUUCUGGGAUUCCUGUUUCUGAGAGAGAAAUGGAAGCCAAAGGAGUUUUUGAAGCGCUACAUUUUAUCAUUCCUUGGUUGUGCCUUGACCAUUGGGGGCACGUACCUUUUCGUGACGUUUGGUCCGAACUCUCAUGAGAAACUGAACGCAGAAAACAUUGUGAAGCAUCUGAUUGGGUGGCCUUUCCUCCUGUACCUGCUGCUGGAGAUCAUCACCUUCUGCCUGGUUCUGUACUUCUAUAAACAGCGCAGUGCUAACUACCUGGUACUCAUUUUGCUGCUGGUGGCGCUGCUGGGUUCUGUGACGGUGAUCACAGUGAAGGCAGUGUCUGGUAUGGUGGUCCUCAGCAUUCAGGGGUCACUCCAGCUCAGCUACCCCAUCUUCUACGUCAUGUUUGUCUGCAUGGUGGCCACCAUCGUUUUUCAAGCGUCAUUUCUGGCACAAGCUUCCCAUUUGUAUGAUUCCUCCCUCAUCGCAUGCAUCAAUUACAUCUUCUCCACAGUGUUUGCUGUUGCUGCAGGAGCCAUAUUCUAUCUGGAGUUCAACCAUGAGGACGUCUUGCACAUCUGCAUGUUUUUGCUGGGAUGUGCUGUGUGCUUCCUCGGAGUAUUCUUAAUCACCAAAAGCAAGAAGAAAGCCAAAGCGUUUGAGCCUUACGUGACCAUGGACAUGGUGAAAGGUAUCCCUACCAUUCAUGAGAAAGGCUUGGCUGUUCAGCCGGACUACAAUGGCUCUUUCUCCUAUGGAGCUCUCGUAAACAACGACAGCGUGGCACCUGCAGCACUACCACCAGUGAACCACGAGAAUCUGGCUGUGACCCCCAGCCAUGGUCACCCGUACCAGACAACGGAGCUGAAGAAAGACUGACCACACUGCUGACUACAUAACCGGGAACUAAAGGAAUAACUUUAAUGCAGCUAGCAGUGAUUGGAAGCCAGUAGCCACCAAUUAGCAGAGUGUUGCUUGCAUGUUGCUAAUUGUUGGCUGUUCCUUUUCGUUUUGUUAACUUUUUUUUUGAGUGAACUUCUGCAUUCAGACAAUACAAGCAUCCACCUUUCUGGUCAUUUUAGUUAAGGACAAGACUCUAGAAUGUUCAAGCUAUUCUGGAACCUGUAGAGCAUUCCAAAAAAAGUUCUGGAAUUUCUGGAGCAUUAGAAUUAAGGCAAUUCUGGAACGAUAAAACUGUUCCAGGUUUGGAACUACUGUGGGUCGGAGCGCAAAAGCAACUCCAAAAAGCCUUUAUGAGGAUCAGCACUGUAAGCUUAAAGGAAUAGUUGAACCAAGCAUGCCAGUGUGGCUAAUGGAAGGUAGCAGAUGCUAGUUUUCGUUCAUUGUUAGCUCAACAUUAGCUUUUUUGACUAAGCUUUUCCUUUGAAUGUUUUCACUGCCAAAGAGAGUUUGAUUCAAAUGUAUGGUAACUGACUCCGACAAAGAUUGUAGUGAGAAAAUCGAGUGAAGGAUUAUGAAGUAAUUUAGCGCGAUUUUACUCACUUCUCAUUAAAGGCUUUUUAGCCUGAGUCAUACUACGCUGGAGAAAUCAUUCACGAUAUGUGAAGCUGGUAAACUUAUUAACUCUGAAAUAUAUUUAAGUAUAUAUUACGUUGAUUUAUUUCUGUUUUUGUUCCUUCGCUCUUUCUCCAAAGCUGAACUGUUUUGUAACUGCCAUUUUCUUAACAGUAAGCUGCACAUAUUUGGUUGAAAAGAGCAAUGUUUAAGUAACAUUACAAAUCGUGCACAGUCUAUGAGCUGUACAUCAGUUACAUUAAAAAUUUCCUCUGGAAAUUUGGAUGAUUUAAGAUCAGAAUAUUUGGACGGAUGUAAAUUAAAUCUUAGGUAAGGUUUUGUUUUUUUUUUUGUUUUUUUUGUUUUGUUUUUGUUUAAUGUUAUUUAGACACAGCGACUGCGGGAACAUUUCACGAUAAACAGACCAAUAGAAAUGCUUUAAAAUGACUUGGAAUAAAAUCUUUUUACAUGCACGUGCAUUAAAAGUUAAUAUUUUGCCUUCUCUUGUAAAGGUUACUAUUUUGGAGAUACUCUUUUUUUUUGUUGUUAUUUGUUUUAGGACAGUGAGGAUGAUAUGCGAUUGGACAUAUGCACAUAUUUUUUUCUUUUUCUAUCUGUCUUUUUUUUUUUUUUUUUUGCCUUCUUCGUGCCUUAUUUGUCUGUGGUGUCAGCUUUCACAGUGCCUGUGUUUACCGUCUGCUGUGGCUAAAAAUUUCAUGCCCAAAUAUACUGACAAGAAAUAUUAUAUUUUUAUGUCUUGAUGCUGUAGAACUGCACAUUUACUAUUUCCUUGUAACAAACCUUAUUUGCCUCGAGAAAUGCUUAAGGUUUGCCUUGUGAGUUGAGUCUGGCAAAGCUUAGCGAACUUUAAGCUUAGUUCAAACAAACACUGGAUGUUUUGUCUCACAACAGUGGGUCACUUUUUAGCAGGCUACAUCACCAUAGUGCAUGUCUAACCCGCUCCAGGGCCGGUUGAAUUUGGUAUCACAGAUUGUAAAGAGCUUAUGGACCUGACCAAUCAGGGACAGCCUUCUGAUGGAGAUCUCUCCUUUGUUUGUGGGGUUUCUGGCAUUAAUCUUGUGACAAAUACCACUUUCCAGUGGAAACAAACUACUGUACAGAUAUGAAGAAUAUAAAGCGGUUGUUACUCCUGUAAGCACUAAUACAGUGGGCGUUAUAAAUGCUUCACUUUUUACAAAUUUGCUUAUGAUUUUCUUUUCCUUCGUUGAGAAAUAAACCACUUGACAUCUC